AUGGCGCCCCCCUCCGCCACCCGGCGCACAAACGAGCUCGACGCCGCUUUCGACGCCGAGAGCUCCCAGGCAAACGACCCAGCCGGCCUCCCCGGGUACAACGAGCUCCCUGCAUCGUCCAGGGCAUCGCUCUCCAGGCCUGCCCAGUCCACCGUCAUCGACAUACCAUCCAACGACGUCUUCUUUGACGCAGGCGACGCACUCCCUGACGAUCCAAGUCGCGCCACCUCCGCCACCGGCGGUAUCAACGAUCCGCUCGGUGUCACACAGCCCAACCCGGCCCUCUCGCGGCCCUACGACCCGCCGCCGCCAGCUGCCCGCACCACGCCCGGUGGCUCCACCUACGACUUCGAGAGGCCCUCGUCCUACUUCCCCGCACCAACGCGGAGACCUCCCACCGCAUCAUCGCACCAGGGCCAUGGCCCCCGCGUACCCUCUGGCAUGUCGGCCGCCGGCGAGACGCAACAUGGCAGAGUCGCCUCGCAAGACGACGGGCAUGACGAUGAUGAUGACGACGACCACGACCACGAUGGCUCCAACGAACUCCACCUCGGGUUCGCGGACGAGGACCGUGGCCGGUCGACGAACGGCCAGUACGGCCUUCUGGGCGGGAAUCAGGACCUCUCCCGCCUCGACAGGGCCCGCCUCGCCCUAGGCAGGUUCGGCAGGGUCGUCGGCAUGGGCUUCCCGGGCGCGCGCUACGAGGCCGUCUCCCGCAACGGAUCCGGACCUGGUGGCGCAGGCGGCCAGUCCAGGCGACCCCGCGUCAUGGGCGGCGGCAUCGGCCAGGACGGCGUCUUUGCCAACCUCAACGCCAAGCCAGAGAGACCUCGUCGCAACGGCGCCAGCGGCUCCGAAGACCGUGGCGAAGACGACGACCUCGCCGAAGACACGCUGCCACCGACCUACGAGGUCGCCGCCGCCGACGCGACGCCCCCUUACUGGGAGACGACCAUCCUCGGCACCGCCUCUGGCCUUCACCCGCUCGCCAACGGCCUCGGAUGGGUGCCUGGCGGUGCCCACGUCGGUGCCAUCGAGGAUCUGAUCAUCGAGGGCCUGCCCGUCGGCAACGUCUUUGGCUUCGCGUGGAACAUGAUGGUCAGCAUGACGUUCCAGUUUGUCGGCUUCCUCCUCACCUACCUCCUGCACACGUCGCACGCGGCCAGGUGCGGCAGCAGGGCCGGCCUGGGCAUCACGCUCAUCCAGUACGGCUUUUACCUGCGCGAGCGGGCCACCGAGAUCGCCGAGGGCAAGGUCGGCGGCGAUGGCUUGCAGGGCGCGUGGUUUGGCGAGGACAUGGGCGACCAAGUGGCGCGCCGUUCUGUCCACCUCGUCUCUCGCGCCGUCGGUAUCCUGCGUCGCAGCAUCGAAUUGCCCGGUGCGGCCGCACCCGGGACCGGGGGGACGACGUUAGCCGACGCCUUCGCAGCGCAGAGCGACGCCGUACAGAGCCAACAGGACCUGCAGCAGUCGAUGAGCGACUCGACCGAGUGGUUCUCCUACCUGCUCAUGGUCAUCGGCGGCUUCAUCCUGCUGCGGAGCGUGGUGGGCUACUGGCGGAUCUAUCGGUGGGGCCAGUCGCUCGUUGAUGCGGCGCGGCGGGAGCAGGCGGCCGACGACGGCACCGGAGCGGGCGCGGGCGAGGGUGAGACGACGGAGGCCGCGCCUGUCGGAUUUGUGCACCGCUUCCGCUCCGCCUUCACGCGCGCUGGGGGCGGUGGAACGUCGGCGGGCAGCGGUCGGGCGCACAGCGCAGAGGACUGGAUCAUCUUCCCUGGCAUGGGGCACCGACUCGGGUCGUCGAGCGGCGGCGGGGGUAGGGGAUCGACGAGCCUGCGCGACCUCGAGGACGGUGAGGGCCUCGACGAUGAGGGCGCCGAGCUGAACCCGGCGGAGCGAAGGCUGCUGCAGAACAUGCGCAGCGCCGGGUUGCUCUCCUGA
Messenger RNA from Pseudozyma flocculosa PF-1, 1941 nucleotides. RefSeq lists its product as uncharacterized. Gene Ontology annotation, biological process: vacuolar transport; metal ion transport; ubiquitin-dependent protein catabolic process. The transcript has a single exon. Gene Ontology annotation, cellular component: perinuclear region of cytoplasm; Golgi apparatus; endoplasmic reticulum. Lineage: Eukaryota; Fungi; Basidiomycota; Ustilaginomycetes; Ustilaginales; Ustilaginaceae. The coding region runs from base 1 to 1941 and encodes 646 amino acids. The record is from RefSeq and is a predicted model, not a curated record.